Molecule: messenger RNA, 683 nt
Organism: Nothobranchius furzeri (turquoise killifish)
Lineage: Eukaryota; Metazoa; Chordata; Actinopteri; Cyprinodontiformes; Nothobranchiidae
Gene: npy
Product: neuropeptide Y
Biological process (GO): neuropeptide signaling pathway; feeding behavior
Cellular component (GO): extracellular region
Molecular function (GO): neuropeptide Y receptor binding; neuropeptide hormone activity
Source: RefSeq, a predicted model, not a curated record
AGAAAGCCACACUCCUGGGUUAAACAGCGCGACUCUGACGCCACUUUUCUGCAGCACGUCUGGCGCGCGCAGGUAUAAAACAUACAGGCGCGCACCAAGCGCCCACAAGAGCGCACGAAAGCCACUGGGACAAAUCUCGCUCCAAUCUUCUGGACAAUAUGCAUCCUAACUUGGUGAGCUGGCUGGGGACGCUGGGCUUCCUGCUGUGGGCGCUGGUCUGCCUGGGAGCCUUGACGGAGGGGUACCCGGUGAAACCGGAGAACCCCGGGGAGGACGCUCCGGCCGAGGAACUGGCCAAGUACUACUCAGCCCUGAGACACUACAUCAACCUGAUAACGAGACAGAGGUAUGGGAAAAGGUCCAGUCCAGAGAGUCUGGUCACACUGAUCUCAGAGCUGCUGCUGAAGGAGAGCAGAGACAUACUUCCACAGUCGAGAUACGACCCAUCAUCGUGGUGAUGCUGUCGUCAGCCUGCUGCACUCUAUCACGUCUGUCCGUUCACCACAUCCAAGCAGCCUGGUCCUCCUCUUGUCCCCAUGCAGCUUCAAAGUUCUGUAGUACACCGUGUGCCAUACAACUGUAAAUAGUUUAUGCCGUCAUUGUCUGUGAAAUAGAAAACGGAGAUGGGGCAUGUUGAUUGUACUGUAUAUUUGUGCUAAUAAAGAUUCACUGUUUGAAAAAAA